Penicillium atrosanguineum is the source of this 1086-nucleotide messenger RNA. Its product is annotated as sialidase family protein. The transcript has a single exon. Lineage: Eukaryota; Fungi; Ascomycota; Eurotiomycetes; Eurotiales; Aspergillaceae. The coding region runs from base 1 to 1086 and encodes 361 amino acids. The record is from RefSeq and is a predicted model, not a curated record.
AUGCCUGGACAUCUUGGUCAGAAAGUUCUCAAUGCUCUUACUGGAGGUCACUCCAAUCAUCCUCCCGGCCAGAACCUCCCCGGUCGCGGUCUGAUCAACGAGGAUGAGCGCCCAUUAUCGUCACCCCCCAAUAGAGGCACCUAUCCCCGCCUGGCCCGCCUCUCAGACGGCUCCAUUCUAUCCUCCUUCACUCAAUUUCCGGAAAAUCAGCGGGCACUCUGUGUCGCACGGAGCACGGAUAAUGGACGAACCUUUGAAUUGUUGUCUGAGGUGACCCGGGCGGCAGGAGACGUGGAUAAUAUGUUCUUGUUGGAAGCGGCUCCCGGUGUGGUCCUCGCAGCGUUCCGUAACCACGAUAUCGGUCCCGAUGGCCCAUCACAUUUCCGUAUCACCGUUUGCAGGUCGAUGGAUAGCGGCCGUACGUGGAAGUUUGCCUCCCAGGCUGCGGAAAAGAAGCCUCCAUUUGGCAUUUGGGAACCCUUCAUGCGACUAGGCCGCCGGGGAGAGGUUCAACUCACCUACUCUCAAGAGUUUGCGCACAACAACCAGUGCACUAUGCUCAUUGUCUCGCAGGAUCAGGGAAGUACAUGGACCCAACCAACCUGUCUCCACGGAAAUAAUGAUCCCCUCCGGGAUGGUAUGAACGGUAUUGCGAAAACCAUUGACAAUGGCCGUGAGGCCCUCGUGAUGGCAUUUGAAACUACCCGGUACGGCCCUUUCAAUAUUGAGGCACUCAUUUCCUACGACGAUGGUGCAACUUGGCAAAAGCGCCAUGAAGUUUUCCGCCCAAAACAUGGACACAAUGCAGGGUCUCCCCAGAUUGCCUCUUUCGCAGACGGCUCCCUGGUGGUCGCCUUCAUGACGGAUGAGGACUCUUCCCAAGUGGAAUGGGUCAAACACGCCGCAAUCAAGGUCGUAUUUGCCGGCCCACCUCACAACGGACAAAUUCAGUGGAGUGCCCCCUCGGUGGUGUCUCCAGCUUCAAGUUUCUGGCCUGGCGUCAUGGCCCUGGAUCACCACACCGCACUGGUCACCUAUGACCGCGGAGGACCUCUAGCCAAAACGGUCACUUGGCAGCCCCGAUAG